This is a messenger RNA of Prunus armeniaca (apricot), 1140 nucleotides long. Lineage: Eukaryota; Viridiplantae; Streptophyta; Magnoliopsida; Rosales; Rosaceae. The record is from the annotation of a GenBank genome assembly.
AUGGGAACUACUGGGGGAAGUAAAUACGGUGAAUACACAUAUGAGAACCUGGAGAGGGAACAGUACUGGCCUUCCAAAAGGCUUCGGGUUUCCAUAACGGGGGCUGGUGGUUUCAUUGCUUCGCAUAUUGCCAGGCGACUGAAGAGUGAAGGUCACUACAUUAUUGCUUCUGACUGGAAGAAAAAUGAACACAUGACAGAGGACAUGUUUUGUAAUGAGUUCCAUCUUGUUGAUCUGAGGGUGAUGGAUAACUGUUUGAAGGUCACUUCUGGUGUUGACCAUGUGUUCAACCUUGCUGCUGACAUGGGAGGUAUGGGUUUUAUUCAGUCCAACCAUUCCGUCAUUAUGUAUAACAACACAAUGAUCAGCUUUAACAUGCUCGAGGCAGCGAGGAUCAAUGGAGUUAAGAGGCUCUUUUAUGCAUCUAGUGCUUGCAUUUACCCUGAAUUUAAACAGUUGGACACUAGUAAUGUGAGCUUGAAGGAGUCUGAUGCUUGGCCUGCGGAGCCUCAAGAUGCUUAUGGCUUGGAGAAGCUCAUGACUGAAGAAUUAUGCAAGCACUAUAAUAAGGAUUUUGGUAUUGAGUGUCGGAUCGGGCGGUUCCAUAAUAUUUAUGGACCCUUUGGAACUUGGAAAGGUGGUAGAGAGAAGGCCCCUGCUGCUUUUUGUCGAAAAACCCUCACUUCCACUGAUAAGUUUGAGAUGUGGGGAGAUGGGCUACAAACGCGGUCUUUCACCUUCAUUGAUGAAUGUGUAGAAGGUGUCCUAAGAUUGACAAAGUCUGACUUCCGGGAGCCGGUAAAUAUUGGAAGUGAUGAGAUGGUUAGCAUGAAUGAGAUGGUUGAGAUAGUCCUAAGCUUUGAGAACCAGAAGCUCCCCAUCCAUCAUAUACCUGGCCCUGAGGGUGUUCGCGGACGAAACUCAGACAACACUCUGAUUAAGGAGAAGCUUGGCUGGGCCCCUACCAUGAAGUUGAAGGAUGGAUUGAGAAUUACAUACUUUUGGAUUAAGGAACAGUUAGAGAAAGAGAAGGCUCAAGGCAUGAAUUUGUCAGGUUAUGGGUCAUCAAAAGUAGUGGGAACCCAGGCACCUGUUCAACUGGGCUCUCUUAGAGCUGCUGAUGGGAAAGAGUUGCUCUAA